This is a messenger RNA of Brugia malayi, 1182 nucleotides long. RefSeq lists its product as uncharacterized. The record is from RefSeq and is a predicted model, not a curated record. NCBI's taxonomy places the organism in Eukaryota, Metazoa, Nematoda, Chromadorea, Rhabditida, Onchocercidae. The transcript has 10 exons. Bases 1 to 1182 code for a protein of 393 amino acids. Gene Ontology annotation, molecular function: protein kinase binding. Gene Ontology annotation, cellular component: nucleus; cytoplasm. Gene Ontology annotation, biological process: regulation of mitotic spindle organization; regulation of mitotic nuclear division; activation of protein kinase activity.
AUGAACAUAACUGAUGAUUCUGAUACGGACGUAUACGACAAACCUAAAUUUAAUAGUACUGUACUGGGAUUGGAUGAGCGAUCAUAUAUACGAGAAGAGAGCGAAAAUACCCGACAGAAUGCUCUGAAAUUAUCUCCGAUUCCGAAAGAUCAAGUGCAGUUCAUAGGUUCCAAUUGCAGUUUAUUAUCGGAGCAACAACGCUUUCCUAAUUCCGAAGAAUGCUCGGAGCUUCAAGAUUCUGACACAAAGGUUAAAAAAAUAAAGCUUAGAGAGGAUGCAUCGCCAUCAUUUAUAGAACCAAAUUCUAAAUCUUCUGAAGCUGGUAAAGAAAAUAUAGAAAUAACUGCUUUGGAAUCCAACAUUCUUUCUGAAAGAUCGAUUCGACUGAAGAAUAAUAGUACUACACGUUCUCAUAUAACAAAUCCAUUCGAUAGUGAUAUGGGAAGCCUUUGUGCAACCACAUACAGUCCAAGUCUUUUUAAUAACUCUAAGAGAAAUAUAGAAUGUGAAACUCCAGAAAAAUCAUUUCGUUGGUCAAUUGGACAAAUGGCAGAUUUUCAUCCGGCGGUUAUUGAUGAAGCUGAAUCGAUGUGUCAAACACCGGAUCCAGUUGAAGACGCUCAAAUGAAUAAAGCUAUUGAUAAAUUUUGGGCAUCCCAAAAAUAUGUGUUGCCAUCUCCUUAUUUUAUGAAAGGAUCAGCUAAAUCAGAACAAGACAGUAGUCCAAGCAUGAUAAGGAGAUCACGAGCUUUGGUGCAGGAAUCUCCGCUUGCUCGGCCUGUUCAAUCAGGACGAUCUGUUGAAGUGCAGACUAUGUUUACGUUUCCACCAAACCUUGACUUAAUAGGACUUCUAGGCAAAUGCUUUCAGUAUGAAGAAGGUGAGGUGCCGAUUUUUGAAGCAAACUUAUCACUGAAUACAUUGCGUCGUAAGCUUUUCCUCGAUGCAUUGUCGUCUGAAAUAAACACCGAAAAUGAAGAUGAGAGUUCGAUAGCAAUGACUGCCGAUGACAACUACAACGACCAAGAACCGUUUGGCCAUGAACGUCCAGCAUGGUAUCAUCCAAAUGAUGAGAUAAUAUCAACAAGGAAAGUUUCAUCUGAUGGUAUUAUAAAUCCAAAUCAAGAGGGCGAAAUCAAUAAUCGUUUGCUUUCUCCAGACAUUUCACCAAUAAAAAAUUAG